Messenger RNA from Microtus ochrogaster (prairie vole), 1479 nucleotides. RefSeq names its product igE-binding protein-like. Gene Ontology annotation, molecular function: zinc ion binding; nucleic acid binding; structural molecule activity. Lineage: Eukaryota; Metazoa; Chordata; Mammalia; Rodentia; Cricetidae. The record is from RefSeq and is a predicted model, not a curated record. Gene Ontology annotation, biological process: viral process.
AUGGGCUCCUCGCAGUCUGUUAUCACAGCACUAGAGUCGGUGUUAAAACAAAGAGACAUAAAAAUUGCCCAUUGGAGGCUGAAAAACUUCGUAAAAGAGAUUGAUCGAGUGGCUCCCUGGUAUGUUUGCUCCGGAUCGUUGACUCUUGCCUCGUGGAACAAACUAGGUAAAGACCUCGAUAAAAAACUAAUUGAGGGAGACUUAAGGCAAGGAACAAAGGCCAUUUGGAAGUUGGUUAAACACUGUCUGGAGGAUGAAGCCUGCAAGGCUAUACUGGCAGAGGGAAGAAACGUCCUAGAAGAAGUCCAGGACAGUAUGUCAGAAACUGAACGUACUGAGAGGUUGGGCUCGCGCAGAAAAAAAUUAGCCCCUAUUAAGGAAAAAGGCCUCCCUGGUAAGUCUAAGGAUGAGGGGAUGAAUACUUUGGACCCUAAUGCUCCACAAUGCACCAUGAUAAAGAAAAGUAAGGAGAAUGGCUCUAGCUGGUACCCUCUGCAGGAACUUAAGGCUUUAUGUAUAGAUAGCUUUAAUGACUCUGAUAGCUCUGGGGAUGAAGAUUUAGACCCCGAGAAAGAAGUUGAACUAGAUGAGGAAGCAGCCAGAUAUGAGAAGGAGAGAUGUUAUCCCGAUGAUCUCUUACAAAGCGACAGAGAACAGCUUUACACAGCCUCUUCACAGGUGGUUCCUUCGGCGCCCCCUCCUUAUGAGAUGCGCCCCAGGGCCUUUUCCUUUCUUCCUGAGAAGGUAAAGAGAAAAUUGCGCCUGGCCUACCCCGUCUUUGAAGACGUGGAAGGAGGACGGGUGCACACACCUGUGGAAUAUAGCCAAAUAAAAGAAUUGGUGGAAUCGGUUAGAAAAUAUGGCGUUAUCGCUAAUUUUACCCUAGCCCAAUUAGACAGAUUGGCUAUGACUGCCAUGACCCCGGCUGACUGGCAAAUGGUCACCAAAGCAUCACUUAUUAGUAUGGGUCAAUAUAUGGAAUGGAAAGCCCUUUGGUAUGAAGCGGCCCAGGAGCAAGCCAGAGCCAAUGCCAUGGCUCUGACUCCACAACAACAACAAUGGACGUGCGAUCUCCUAACUGGCCAAGGGCGUUUUACCGCUAAUCAGACUGAUUAUCAUUGGGGUAUAUAUCGACAAAUUGCUGACACGGCCAUUAGGGCAUGGAAGGCACUCUCUAGAAGAGGAGAAGCGAAUAAUCAGCUCACUAAGAUCAUUCAGGGCGUACAAGAACCUUUUUCAGACUUUGUGGCACGAAUGACAGAGGCAGCAGGACGUAUCUUUGGCAAUCCUGAAAUGGCCGCACCUUUUAUUAAACAGCUCAUUUUUGAACAAGCCACCCAGGAAUGUCGCACAGCCAUAGCCCCCAGAAAAAGUAAGGGACUACAGGAUUGGCUUAGAAUUUGCGGAGAGUUGGGAGGUCCCCUCACCAAUGCUGGGCUGGCCGAUGCUAUCUUACAAAUACAAGCCCCCCCCCUUUAA